Candidozyma auris is the source of this 1368-nucleotide messenger RNA. RefSeq lists its product as uncharacterized. The coding region runs from base 1 to 1368 and encodes 455 amino acids. Lineage: Eukaryota; Fungi; Ascomycota; Pichiomycetes; Serinales; Metschnikowiaceae. The record is from RefSeq and is a predicted model, not a curated record. The transcript has a single exon.
AUGAUCCUGCCCGGCGGGGAUAUAAGUGAGCUGUUUGCACACGUAACAGACCACACGGCCAAAUUGCUGCUGGUGGCUGACUCCGACACGGAAAACUCCAUGUCACUCGCAAAUAUGGAAGAGCUCAUCAAAUUGGCCCAGCUACAUGAUAAAGAGAGAAGUCAAGGUAACAAAGUCGGAAGCGAAGAAAGAAAGAAAGCGUUUGACGCUCCCUCGGCGCAACUGACUCCACUAUAUAAGGUAAACGAGAGUGAUAGACAAAGCACAGAUGCCGCUAAGCUAUUUGAGCUUUUGCAGCCGUUCUUGGAGAAGUACCUAGAAAAAGCGACAAAAACAUCAAACACAAAGACGCCGCUCGAACAUUAUUUGCCCAGACGGAGGCUGCAUCUUGCUACUGUGUCUGAAGAUCCAUUCACUUCUCCUGGCCAUCGUGGAGGUGCCGAAUCUGAGCUGGACUCAGGGAACAACACCCAGGAGCUUCGUGUGGAUGAUACUUUUGAUAAACCACAGAGAAAAUCCUUGCUGCUGCUGCAAUUGGCGCUGCUGCCCGUGACGACGCCACCCAUGUCACGAGAAUUCAAAGAGAUCAAGGAGUUCCACAGUGAUGAGACUAUUGCGGGAGGUGACAAUGGCGAGGAAGGGUCGGAGGAGGAGGGGGAGGAGGAGACCGAGGAAGGAACGGCUGGCACGGGCUCGGACAUUUGUAGAUUUUUUGGAAAGGCCCCGCAAGUGGAGUUGGCGGACUUGACAGAAGAUGCCAUCGAUAUGGAGGCAAAGAAGCAAUCCCACGCAGUGCCAGACAUGAACAAGAUGGUUGGUGAGCUCAAGUUGCAGUUGGAGCAGGCCAAGGAACAGAACAGAGAAAUGGUCAAUGAGAUCGGGUACUUGCGGGACAAACUCGAGCAAGUGGAAGUUGAGGUGAAAGCGUCCAAGUCAGGAAAGGAAAGCUGUCCUUCGUCUGCGGGUUCCACCGGCUCUAUCCCCGUCAAUAAAGAAACCGUUGAGCCGUGCUUUCGCCCGUACUACCUGAAACUACAGCUCGAUAAAGUGGAUGAGCUUUGCGACAUAGAGAAAAGCAACGUCAUCAAGAACUUGAUGCUCUCGUUGCUUGUGUCAGACUUCGACCACUUACAACAGAUGGCGCCGCGCGUGGGUGAUUACCUUCGAAUCUCGUCCAGGUUUUUGGAUAAGCUUCAUCUGCGCUUCUACUUGUGUGGUGAGUACUGUCCCUCGCGGUACUUGCGAGACUACAGGUUGGAGCUGAUGGACGACUUUCAAGCUUGCCUUGAUGGGAUGAUGGAGAGGGUAGUCAUGAGCGAGGAGCCACAGAAGGAAGCAUGUGGCCACGAGUGCUGUAGCGGAAGCUGA